AUGACUCUCACGAAGAAUGCCCACCGAUAUUUAGAGAGUAGGCCCCGACAGAGAGGCCUUACUCCCGUAAGAUGUGUUGGGUUGCCCUCGCAAAAAGGACCAAAUGCUGGGAUACCAUUCAUCCCAAUACCUAGUGUUGUUCUCACAAGAAUAAACAACAUACUACCCGCCAUUAGUGUUAAUGAUGUCGGUGCAGACGAUACAGGCCCUGUUGACUCUAGCGAACCAUGUUCAUCUGGUUCUGGGCCCUGUAUUGUCAUACCAGAUACUGCAGGACCGACGCCACCAGUUCCCCAUACAUGUGUGGACAUUAAUGGCGUACGUCGUGUCCCGAUGGGCAAGGGCAAUGCCAAAACUCGGCUCAGGAAGGCGACGGUACCUAAGAGGCGUAGUGGAAUCACUGUUCCACGGGUCCCGCCGCCACCCGAGACUGACCCGAGACGUAGCAAGCGCAAAAACCAAGUGCUGAAGGACAUUAAGUACCUCCAGAAGACCACCCACACCCUUAUUAAGAAGUUGCCGUUCCAGAGAUUGGUCCGCGAAAUCGCCCCACAGUUUAUGGUCGGUGUCCGCUUCCAAUCAGCGGCUAUCGGUGCAUUACAGGCCACUAUUGAGGGCUACAUAACAGACUUGUUUACCGACGCGGGCCUCCUAGCGAAACACGCGGGCCGAGCUAUAGCGAUCGCACAGAGGUCAGAUAAGCACUUGUGCGUGACCUAUAAUCUGAGCCUUGGACUUAUAAUCAUAGACAACGAGAUGUGUGUUUUCCGAUUGACAUCUGAAAGCGGCCUCGAGCAGAUAGCAUACUUUGGACAUAAAAUAGACAAAGCUAUUCAUCUUGACAACGAACAGUCAAAUGGAACCGCUGUUUAUUUUUGCGUUACGAAGAAUAAUCGAAUAGCUGUUAUUUGUAUAACAGAGACCAGUGACCGAACCCUCAAGCUGCACACACUAUUCAAUACAACUAUUGAUCACAAUAGCAUGACAAGUAUGACGGCCGCAUCUGAAUCGUUUGUAUUCGUAUCAUUAGAGGACGACAAAUCAUGCAUGACAAGUAUGACGGCCGCAUCUGAAUCGUUUGUAUUCGUGUCAUUAGAGGGCGACAAAUCAUGAUGUCGGUAUUUGUACGAGAGCUGA
This is a messenger RNA of Medioppia subpectinata, 1137 nucleotides long. The record is from the annotation of a GenBank genome assembly. NCBI's taxonomy places the organism in Eukaryota, Metazoa, Arthropoda, Arachnida, Sarcoptiformes, Oppiidae.